AUGGCAAGUUAUGAGGAAGAUCAUUCAGAUGGAAUUUUCUGCACAGACCGGCAUUCUGAUUGCGUCAAGUUUGAAACCCUGUCUGAGAAAGCAUUGCUUCCACUACGUCCAAAAAAGCUCACGGAUAUUCAAGGGAAACAGAAAUGUUUUAUGCUUGCCCUCAGUGUUCUCUAUCUGCUUGUGUUUGCCAUUGUCUUCGUAAUCAUCAAACUAGCAGUUCACGUAUCCGAGAUGGAAAAGAACCUGAAGAAUGGCAUUAAUCUAGUUAGUGAGAAUAACAUACAACGGUGCUUCAAUGGAGAUUCUCCUGACAAAGCAAGAAAAGGAAAAGAAGAGCAGAGAGAAAUCAUCAUAGCUCACACUGAAGCUUUACAUCAAAUUACCAAAGAGAUUUCAAAGCUGAAAACUAACCUUCACCAAAAGUCAGAGCAUUUCCGAAAUCUAAGCACAGCAACUGAACAAAAGCUCUGGCAGGUUGGCCUUCAGAUUAACACCUCAGCCUUAGCAAUGCAAGUUUUUCGGAGGCUCAUAGAAGAUAUUCAGAUCUCGUUUAGGUUUCUGAAUUUGACAUUAGCUGAUGUUCAGUCUGCUGCAGAAGACAGGAACAAUAAAUACACAGGAGUGUUCCUUAAACAGCGAGAGGAUAUCACAAACCUGUGGGAUCAUUGGUACAACACAUCAGCAACCAUUGUUACCAUAAAACAACACCAAAGCAAUCUGGAGCAGGAAAUUAAAGGCGAAGUGAAACUUUUGAAUAAUGUCACAAAUGACCUCAGAUUAAAAGACUGGGAGCACUCAGUAGAAUUAAAAAAUAUUACAUUAGUGCAAGGUCCUCCUGGGCCCAAAGGAGAGAAAGGUGAUAAAAGUGUCAGAGGAGAUCAAGGUUUUCCUGGAGCCAAAGGGGAGAUUGGAUGACAAGGUCAGCCUGGAAAUCCUGGACAAAAAGGAUCAAAGGGAAUUCCAGGUAUAGUGACCAUAGCAAGCAAUUAA
Chrysemys picta bellii (western painted turtle) is the source of this 990-nucleotide messenger RNA. Lineage: Eukaryota; Metazoa; Chordata; Testudines; Emydidae. The record is from RefSeq and is a predicted model, not a curated record.